Messenger RNA from Vidua macroura (Pin-tailed whydah), 2511 nucleotides. It is a transcript of the gene HSD11B1L, whose product is annotated as hydroxysteroid 11-beta dehydrogenase 1 like. Gene Ontology annotation, molecular function: oxidoreductase activity. Gene Ontology annotation, cellular component: intracellular membrane-bounded organelle. The transcript has 9 exons. The record is from RefSeq and is a predicted model, not a curated record. The coding region runs from base 1190 to 2056 and encodes 288 amino acids. Lineage: Eukaryota; Metazoa; Chordata; Aves; Passeriformes; Viduidae.
UGACCAUCAGUGCAUCUCUUUCAGUGGUUGUGACUAUCAAAAAGGGCAUCAAUAAAGAAAACUCAUGUCUUACUGUAGGUAAAAAUCAGCAGAAAAAUACCUAUCCAUGUUCCUUGUCUUCCCAGGACAACUAUUGCCUGUCAGCCCCUUGAAACUACUCCUAAUUCACAUUUUAUCAAUGAUGGUUUUCAAUAUAAAAAUGAGAAAGUGUCAACUUCCUCAAGAGCAUGUGCCACUUUUUAAAGCCUGAGAAUCACUGGCAUAUUCCUCUGCUAAAAGCAACUAAAGAAUUCUGCAGUGGGCGAGCCAUCCAUGUUAAUAAUGUGGUUCUUCCUGAUAAAUCUGAUAUUUAUCUAAUAAAUCUGACAGAUACCAAGAUCUUGUUAAGCUCACUACAGCCCAGUGAACACCUGGCCAUGGUGUUUGCAUUGCCAAGGCUUUUGAAGUUUCCCUGCAUGAUGAGCAGUCACCAGUUUUACAGCUGUGAUGGCAACCUACGGGAAAAGAAUAUUUGGCAUUUAUUGGCAUUUCCAUUAUAAAUAAGAGAUCGGAGGUAAGUGACUUUCCCAGAUUCACAGAGAGAUGUUUUCCCUUUGAAAAAAAACAGCAAAAGCUAUUGUACAAAGGGACAACCCAAAACUUGGCAGACAGCGGUACUGCAGUAGUAGGACAUACAACAGAUACAAGAGAGCUGACAAGAGAACCAAUUUUUAAAGUCGUGUAUUCACAUGCAUUUCCGGGAAAAGCGACUUCUCUGCUAAAAUGCACCGUUGGCCCCCAAGGAUACCCUUCUGCACUGCCCCGCUGUGGGUGUACGAGCAGCUCCGAGCCCCACGCUACUCCCGGGUUAUGUUACGUGUCCAUGUCCGCCCUCAGAGAGAGCCGGGGCCCUCCCGGAGUGUGCAGACACACCCGGGGAGCGGCGGGGGCAGGCGAGGCCAAGGGCGCCGAGCGAGGCGAGCAGAACCGAGGGACAGGGCCGGCCGCGGGCCUGGGGACGGGCCGGGGACAGCGGCUCGCGGUGUGUGGUGGCUGGCUCUGAGUACAGAGCGCUGUGGGAAUUGCCGGUGAAAGAUCCUUUUUAUUCUUGACCAAGGUUGGCUCCAGGAAUCAAAGGAGAACACAGUAUUAUUUUGGCUGAAGUGCUCAGCUUCAAGACUUCACUUUGUUCCUCACAGCUUGGAGGGAUAUGAAGCCAAUUGGAAAAGUGCUUUGUGCUACAGGGGUUGUAGCUGGGCUCAUAGCUUUCUUCUGGAAAGACGACUUUAACCCAGAGAGCCUGUCUGGUGCCCGUGUUCUUGUGACUGGAGCCAGUGCUGGGAUUGGAGAGCAGAUAGCAUAUCACUAUGCCAGAUUUGGGGCUGAAAUUGUGUUGACUGCCAGAAGGGAAGCUGUGCUGCAGAAGGUGAUGGAGAAAUGCCUGACACUCGGAGCAAAUAAGAUAUUUUAUAUCCCUGCAGAUAUGUCUUCCCCUUCAGAGCCUGAAAAGGUGGUUCAGUUUGCUGUCCAAAAGCUGGGGGGCCUGGACUACCUCGUGUUGAACCACAUCGGCACCAACCGCUUCCAGGAGUGGACUGGAGAUGUGGAAUACACCCGCUGGCUCAUGCAGGUGAAUUUUUUGAGUUAUGUGGCUCUUGCAACAGCAGCUCUUCCCACCCUGGAGAAGAACAGAGGUGCUCUGGUGGUUGUUUCUUCCCUCACAGGGAAAAUGCCCACUCCCUUCACCACUUCUUACUCUGCCACCAAGUUUGCACUGGAUGGAUUCUUCAGCUCACUGCGCCAUGAGCUCAUCAUGCAGAAGAGAGAUGUGUCUGUCACACUGUGCAUCCUGGGCCUGAUUGAUACUGAGUCAGCAUUGGAGUACACCAGGGGCAAAGUGCACAUCAGUGCCUCCCCUGCUCCCGAGGCCGCGCUCGCCAUCGUCCGGGGCGGAGCCACUCGGACGCCCGAGAUUUUCUACCCGCGGUGGCUGCAGCAGCUCUGCUGGCUCUGGGCUCUGUUCCCCAGCAGCGGGAACCAGGUGCUACGGACUUUCUAUAACUACAGCAGUCCCUGAGGGAUGCCCAGUCUCAUCCUAUAGCCCUUCUAAUCACAUUCCUGCCAUCCCACUAAGCAUCCCACUUAACCACUGGUGUCAAGCAGGAGCAGGGCAGCAGUGGUGGCAAAAUCCCCUUUUCCUAACGUGACUCAUGAUCAGUCAUCAUGCUUCAGCCAUGGUUCUGCUGCUGCUACGUAUCAGUCAGAGAUCUUUCCCAUUCUUCACUCUUCCUUAGCCCUCCUCCCAUCUCCCCUCCUCCUUCAGCCUCACCUGUCUCCUUUGACUGCAUCCAGCCUUUGCUCAGCCCCAGCUUUAACCCCUGUCUGUCUGCACAGGAUGUCCUGGAAUGGCUGGGACAUCCUGGAUGUCCUGGGACAUCCUCCUCCACUACUUCGUUUUGGAUUCCAUGAACCCUCUUGCUACCUCUAAGUAGAAUUUUGAUCUCUAUUUUAAUUAAACAAGUUUUUAAUGUG